This is a messenger RNA of Aphidius gifuensis, 2309 nucleotides long. Its product is annotated as myrosinase 1-like. NCBI's taxonomy places the organism in Eukaryota, Metazoa, Arthropoda, Insecta, Hymenoptera, Braconidae. Gene Ontology annotation, biological process: carbohydrate metabolic process. The coding region runs from base 502 to 2001 and encodes 499 amino acids. The transcript has 9 exons. Gene Ontology annotation, molecular function: beta-glucosidase activity. The record is from RefSeq and is a predicted model, not a curated record.
AUGUCGCAGGCUCUGUGAUUCAAGUCGCAUUUUUGAAAACAUUUUCCGUCUUCAUUGAUAAUUAUUAUAAUUUAUUAUAUAACAUUGACAAUCAAUGAUAUAAGAGUCGCAAGUGUUUGCUCAGGACGUGAAUAUGAAUCAGUCUUCACGCUUCAUUUAAUUUUAAGAGAGACAGAGCAUUGAGAUAGAAACUGACUGAUAUAGGCUGCGUCUUCGUUAUCUAAGCCCGUUACAAAACACACAUGCUCAAUGUGAUAGAUUGACUGUUGGUUUCAACUUGAAACCGCCGAGUUUACUGGCGGGGGACACAAGCAUCAUAUCCCACGAAAUUUUUCAUGUCAUCAGUUUGCAUCCUGAGGCACAAAUGAAUAUUCAACUUUUAUUCUUCUCUGACAUCAAGAUAACUGAUAACAAGUUGAGUUUGUCUCAUCAAACCAGCAACCGUGUCAGCUGGACUAAAGUGGCCACGUAGCAACUAUCUGGUGUAAGUCGACUAGAAUAAUGAUUUGCAUCAAUGUAAUAUUGAUAUUCUUCACAUUAUUGCGGAUAGCAGUAGCCAAAAAAAAUAAUUUUGCAUUUCCUGGAGAUUUAACAAUUGGCGUAUCUGGAGCGGCUUACCAGAUUGAAGGUGCUUGGAAUGCAAGUGACAAAGGAGAAAGCACGUGGGAUUCAUGGACUCAUAAAAAACGACAUUUAAUUUUUGAUCAACAAAAUGGAGAUAUAGCAUGUGAUUCUUAUCAUAAAUACAAAGAAGACAUCGCAAUUGCCAAAGAUAUUGGAUUUAAUCAUCAUCGACUAUCUUUAAGCUGGGCUAGAAUAUUGCCAACAGGUUUUUCAAACAAAAUUAGCAAAGAUGGAAUACAAUAUUACAAAAAUGUUAUUGAUGAAAUACGAAAACAAGGAAUGGAACCAUUUGUUACAAUCUACCACUGGGAUCACCCUGAAUAUUUUAAUAAUUACGGUGGAUGGCUUAAUGAGCUAAUGGUUGAUUUUUAUGUUGACUUUGCGAGAGUUGUUUUUCGAGAAUUAGGUUCAAGAGUCAAAUUUUGGACAACAAUUAAUGAACCCAAUAAUUAUUGCCAUAAUGCCUACGCUCAAGAAAGUUAUGCACCUGGAAUGCGAUUGAAAGAAAAAGGAGCAUACAUAUGUGGACAUAAUAUGUUAAAAGCACAUGCCAAAACUUAUCAUAUGUACAAUCAAUUAUUUCGGGCAGAGCAAGGUGGCAAAAUUGGUAUUGUCAUUCCUUGCAGGGGUAAUUUUCCUGCCAACUCAAAUGAUACUGAAUCUCCCAUGAUAGCAUUCCAAUAUGAUUGUGGAUGGAUGGCUAAUCCAAUAUUUUCCAAAGACGGAGAUUACCCAAAAGUCAUGAAAGAAAGAAUUUACGAAAAUAGUAUAUUAGAAGGCUUCUCAAGAUCUGAAUUGCCAUCUUUCUCUCUUGAAGAAAUUGCAACUAUCAGAGGAUCAUCUGAUUAUUUUGGGCUCAACUACUACACAUCUCGAGUAUGUGCAUCAAUGCCAAAAACAAAUGGAACAGGAUGGUAUCAGGAUUCUGGAGUUCAAGUGUCGGUUGACAGAGCUUGGAAAAAAGGAUUGCCCUCUUGGGCUUAUAUUGUUCCGGAGGGUUUAGGACUUGUUCUGAGAAAAAUUAAAGACGAAUACGAAAAUCCAGAGGUACAUAUUUUGGAAAAUGGAUAUGCAGAUGAAGGGACAGUUAAUGAUACUCAAAGAAUUGAAUUUUUAUACUCACAUAUGAAAGAAGUGAUUCUUGCUAAAAAUGAUGGAUGCAAUAUUAAAAGUUACUCAGUUUGGAGUUUAUUAGACAAUUUUGAAUGGGAUCGUGGAUAUGCAGAAAAGUAUGGAAUUGUACAUGUAGAUUUCAAUCAUGAAAAUCGUACUAGAACGCCAAAGCUUUCGGCAAAAUGGCUUAAGAAAAUCCUGAAAAACCGAAUACUUGAAUAUCAUGAUGUGCACAAUGAGACUUUGAAGAAAGCCAAUAACUAAAAAAAAUUAUAUUAUAGUAAAAACAAUCAUUUUCGAUAAGUAGUCAUUAUUCAUGAUAAUCAAUUUCAAUCUUACUGCGUAGUAAACUUCAAACUAUUGUAAUAAAUAGACUACAGUUAUGAAAAACUGUUAUAAAAACAAACAAAAACUUUUAUUUACAAAAAAAAACUGCUUAUAGAAAGGAGGCAAUAAUUUAGACACGAUUGUGUUUGUAACAAAGACAAAUAUAUUUUGAUUAGUUCAUUAAUAAAACUAUUAUACAAUAUGUAAUACUUAGGAAUAAAAUAAAAAUAAUGAAAAAUCAAAAA